Molecule: messenger RNA, 564 nt
Organism: Trichophyton benhamiae CBS 112371
Lineage: Eukaryota; Fungi; Ascomycota; Eurotiomycetes; Onygenales; Arthrodermataceae
Exons: 2
Coding region: 1-564 (187 amino acids)
Source: RefSeq, a predicted model, not a curated record
AUGGUGUCGAAAUGGACAUCUGAAGAGGUGAUGGCCUACUUCGUCCUCGGGCCCAUAUUUGUCACAGCAUGUUUGAUUAUCUGCCGGCUAUCAAUUUGGCUGCUUGAGCCGAUCCUCGAAAUAGUGCUUGAGUAUAUGGGUGCACAGUGGGCUGUGGAUAUUAUCAGGGAGGCCAACAUGAAAAGGGUUCACCCCAGAGCCCCCCAACCACAGGUGCAGAACCAAGUGAAGAAUGACUGCAGUCCCAGCCUGGACGAUGUAGCCCAUGACAUGAAUGUCUUCAGGCAGAGAGACAUCUUUCUGAGAACAAUGGUCCUAGCUAGUGUCGUGAUGGGGAAAAUUAAAGAGAUUGAAACAUUUGAUAUGAUCGGUCCUAAGAACUGGAAGUUAAAGCUAGCCGAUUCGAAACAGAGGCUCGGGACAUGGGAGCAGUACUAUUCUUGCUUAAUUAGGCGCCAGCCGCCCACGUCGAGGAUGGAUAUGGACAGGGAAAACAUCAGUGUAAAGCCGCACAAGGAUGCUGCGCAAGGGGAUGCGGAUGCUGCCAGAAGCCACGGGGUAUGA